AUGUCGCAUAAUAUAAAAAUUCUACCCGGUGCUACUGUUUGCGAAGAUUGUACGUUAGAAGGCGAUAUUACUAUAGGAGGAGGAACAGUGAUUCAUCCGAGAGUUACUAUUAUUGCAGAGGGUGGACCUAUCAUAAUAGCAGAAUAUUGUUUAUUUGAAGAAUAUUCCACAAUAAUUCAUAAGAAAAGUGAUAAGCAAGAGAAUCCUCCAAAACCACUUUUUAUUGGGGCCCACAAUGUCUUUGAAGUAGGAUGUAAGCUUGAAUCACCAUGUGGCCAUAUAGGAGAAAGCAAUGUAUUUGAAUGCAGAUCAUUUGUUGGUGUUGAUGUUAAGAUUGGCAGUGGAUGUGUAAUUGGUGCAGCUUGCAGUUUAAAUGCACCACAAACUUUGGCUGACAAUACUGUUAUAUGGGGUUCUGAACACCAUAACAGGGAAGCAUUAGAGAAACAACCAUCACAGAUGCUUCAGUUGGACUUUUUGAGUAAAGUGAUGCCUAAUUAUCAUAGACUUAGGAAACCUAAUGUACAUAAGAGGCAGACUUCUAGACAGUCUCAAGAACCAAUAAAAGCUUAA
Parnassius apollo (apollo) is the source of this 573-nucleotide messenger RNA. The record is from the annotation of a GenBank genome assembly. NCBI's taxonomy places the organism in Eukaryota, Metazoa, Arthropoda, Insecta, Lepidoptera, Papilionidae.